This is a messenger RNA of Drosophila willistoni, 3221 nucleotides long. RefSeq names its product protein unc-45 homolog B (gene unc-45). The record is from RefSeq and is a predicted model, not a curated record. The coding region runs from base 220 to 3069 and encodes 949 amino acids. Lineage: Eukaryota; Metazoa; Arthropoda; Insecta; Diptera; Drosophilidae. Gene Ontology annotation, molecular function: Hsp90 protein binding. The transcript is spliced from 3 exons.
GUUGCAAGUAUUUUGGUUUUUCUUUUUGAAUUUAGAUGUUUAUAUAUAGAACAUCUGCUUUUAGUUGAGUGAAAAUUGCCCACACAGCGUGCUUGCUUUUCCGACUGACCAUUUUCUACCGUGUGUGUGUGUUGUGAGCUAACAAGAUCGAGAAGUUUCUGUGUUCUGGCAAGCAGAAUUUAGGACAAAACGUGAGACACUAAGGUUGCAACUUUAAUUAUGACAAAUACAAUCAGCAGUGAGGAAUCCUCAGCCACUGGUUUUAAGGACAAAGGCAACGAGGCAUUCAAGGCAGGCAAAUGGGAGGAUGCAGUGCUGCAAUAUGGUCUGGCAAUCAAAUUGGGAGCACAGCAGCAACACAAAGAGUUGCCUGUUUUCUAUAAAAAUCGUGCAGCGGCCUAUUUGAAACUGGAGCAGUACGACAAAGCUGCGGACGACUGUACAGAGUCGUUGCGUAUGUCCCCAAAUGACCCAAAAGCACUCUACCGCCGCGCAACGGCAUAUGAGGCGUUGGAUAAAGUCGAAGAGGCCUACAAAGAUGCCACCAAUAUAUUCAAAUCUGACCCAGGCAAUAAAAUUGUGCAGCCAAUACUCCACAGACUACAUUUGGUAGUGGAGGAACGCGGGGCUCGUAAUGCCAAAACAUCGACCAAGGUGAAGCAGAUGAUGGAGCUGACAUUUGACUUUGGCGCCCCCAUUGAGAAGCGUCGCUCGGCUGCCAAUAACUUGGUGGUUCUAGCCAAGGAAUCAACUGGAGCAGAACUUCUCUUCAAGGAGCAGUGUGUCGCGAAAGUGGCCACAUUGGCUAAAUUGGAAAAAGAUGCAGAUAUCUAUGUGAACAUGGUACGAGUGGUGGCCGCUCUCUGUGAUCAGAAUGUGGAACGCACUAAGGCAGUGCUCCAGGAGCUGGGCAUUCCAUGGUUCAUGCGUGUUCUUGACCAGAAACACGAGGAUUGUGUGGCCACUGCCCAAUAUUGCCUGCAGACGAUCAUCAAUGCAUUGUCUGGAUUGAAGAAUAAACCCGAUUCCAAACCGAACAAAGAGCUGUGCUCGAAAAACAAUCGAGAGAUCGAUACUCUGCUCACCUGUAUGGUCUAUAGCAUUACGGAUCGCACUAUAUCGGGACCCGCUCGAGAUGCAAUAAUUGAACUUAUCACUAGAAAUGUCCACUACUCGGCUUUGGAGUGGGCCGAACGCCUAGUGGAGAUUAGGGGUCUGUGCCGUUUACUUGAGGUUUGCUCAGAAUUGGACGACUACAAGUAUGAAAGUGCCAUGGAAAUUACAUCGUCCACGCCGACAAUUGCUUCAGUAUGUCUGGCCAGAAUCUAUGAGAAUAUGUACUACGAUGAGGCCAAGCAACGCUUCACAGACCAAAUCGAUGAGUUUAUCAAAGAUAAGCUAUUGUCACCUGAUAUGGAGUCCAAGGUGCGUGUCACGGUAGCCAUUACCUCACUCCUGAGUGGUCCCCUAGAUGUGGGCAAUCAAAUUAUUGCCAGAGAUGGAAUUCUUCAAAUGAUCCUGGCUAUGGCCACCACGGAUGACAUGUUGCAGCAGCGUGUGGCCUGCGAGUGCCUCAUCGCGGCGUCCUCAAAGAAGGACAAAGCCAAAGCCUUGUGUGAACAGGGAGUGGAUAUAUUAAAGAGACUAUAUCACUCAAAAAAUGACGCAAUUCGUGUGCGAGCUUUGGUCGGUCUGUGUAAAUUGGGCAGCUAUGGAGGUCAGGAUGCUGCCAUAAGACCCUUUGGCGAUGGUGCAGCCCUAAAGCUGGCCGAAGCGUGUCGCAGAUUCCUUAUCAAGCCUGGCAAAGACAAGGACAUUCGUCGUUGGGCUGCCGAUGGCCUUGCCUAUCUUACUUUGGAUGCCGAGUGCAAGGAGAAACUGAUCGAGGACAAGGAAUCAAUACAUGCCCUCAUGGAUUUGGCUCGUGCCGGGGAUCAGUCAUGCUUGUAUGGUGUGGUUACCACCUAUGUGAAUCUUUGCAAUGCUUACGAGAAGCAGGAAUUGCUGCCCGAGAUGGUGGAACUUGCCAAAUUUGCCAAGCAUCAUAUACCCGAAGAACAUGAACUGGACGAUGUGGAUUUCAUAAACAAACGUAUAACAGUUCUGGCCAACGAGGGCAUUACCACGGCCCUGUGCUCUCUGGCCAAGACCGAAAGUCACAAUUCCCAGGAAUUGAUAGCCAGAGUGCUGAAUGCCGUUUGCGGCCUGCGCGAACUGAGGGGAAAAGUGGUCCAGGAUGGUGGCGUCAAGACAUUGUUGCGCCUUGCCUUGGAGGGCACCGACAAGGGUAAACGUCACGCUUGCCAGGCUCUGGCCAGAAUUGGCAUUACCAUUAACCCAGAGGUGGCAUUCAGUGGACAACGUUCAUUGGAUGUUAUACGUCCGCUGCUGAACCUUUUGCACCAAGACUGCACGGCCCUGGAGAACUUUGAAUCGCUCAUGGGUCUUACCAAUUUGGCCAGCAUGAAUGAGAGUGUGCGACAACGCAUCAUUAAGGAGCAGGGAUUAUCGAAAAUUGAGUUCUAUCUCAUGGAGGAUCAUCUAUAUCUCACAAGGGCGGCAGCACAAUGUCUAUGCAACCUGGUUAUGUCCGAAGAUGUGGUCACUAUGUUCGAAGGCGAAAAUGAUCGUGUGAAAUUUUUGGCUCUUCUUUGCGAGGAUGAGGACGAAGAGACGGCCAUGGCGUGUGCCGGUGCCUUGGCCAUACUCACCUCGGUUUCGGCCAAGUGUUGCAAAAAGAUAUUGGCCAUUGCCAGUUGGCUGGAUGUUUUGCACACUCUAAUUGCCAAUCCAAGUCCAGCAGUUCAACAUCGUGGCAUUGUGGUAAUUCUCAACAUUAUUAAUGCCGGCGAAGAGUUUGCAAAGAAACUCUUCGACACAGACAUCAUGGAACUACUCAGUGGUCUUGGCCAGCUGCCAGACGAGACGCGCUCCAAGGCCCGAGAGGUGGCUAUUCAGUGCCUGGCCGCUGCAGAGAAAUAUCGCAUCAUCGAGAGAUCUGAUGAGGCCGAGAUUCCCGAUGUCUUUAAAGAGAGUGCCAAAAUCACCGAAAUCACAGAAGAAGAUUAAUUUUUAACAUCGUUUUAAAUCAUUUUUAUAAUAUUGCCUUCAUCUGCCAUCUAAUUACUUUUCAAAGUGUACUUAAAAAUGUCUUCUCUAAUUUAAUUGUACGAAUUUAUUUAUUAAAUUCCAUUAAAAAGUGUUUUGUUUUUCAAACUGAA